Westerdykella ornata is the source of this 1680-nucleotide messenger RNA. RefSeq lists its product as uncharacterized. Gene Ontology annotation, cellular component: nucleoplasm; ribonuclease H2 complex. The transcript has a single exon. The coding region runs from base 98 to 1513 and encodes 471 amino acids. Gene Ontology annotation, biological process: ribonucleotide metabolic process; RNA catabolic process. Lineage: Eukaryota; Fungi; Ascomycota; Dothideomycetes; Pleosporales; Sporormiaceae. The record is from RefSeq and is a predicted model, not a curated record.
CAUAACUCCACCCAGCCCUCAAGGCAUAAAAAAAGAAAGCCUCCAAUUGUUCUCAAGGAUAUAUCCUACAACUAUAGACCUACGCAGAAUAUCCAAUAUGCCACGCACACGCUCCUCCAAGUCCACAAAACCACCGUCCAACGAAGCCAACACCACCUCUGACACCACACCCUCACAAAGCACCAGCACCAGCAGCGCACUUCCACCCAGCGUCGCCAACCCCCCGAAACUCUUCGUCCUGCCCAAAUCCGCAUCCCACCACCGCUCCAGAAUCGUCACGCUGGAGAAUCCCGCAAACGGCACACCUUCGCGGUACUUAUUCUGCCCGGACUCGGGCUUCUACGAGUUCACGCGGUUGGCGGCGCCGAAGAGGCAGCCUAGGAGUUGGCUUCUCACGACCGAGAACGAACAUAAUGUGCAGAAGAAUAUGAAGGAGGAGGAGGAGACAGGGGAGGACGAAGGAAGAGGAGAACGAGGAGACGGAGGAUUGGGAUCAGCCUACAUAACGCGAUCACCAGACCUCUUCGUCGCGACCCCCAUCGACACGCUAUUCCUGCUUCUCCCCGCGCUGGCGCCCAAAUCCCCCAAACAGGCGAAACAGCAUUUCCUCAGUUUCGACGACCACAUGGACGCAUUGACGUCCUCGAAUCGGCAUCUGCGAGCGCUGUUGGCGCAACAUCCGUUCCUACGGGCGAAAAUGGAGAAGCGCAUGGCCGCGUGCUGCGACACGGUGGACGCAGGCGAGGAACCCAUGUACCGGCUAUCGACGGAGAAGCUGCUCGUCAUAUUAGUGAAAAAGGCAGAGAGGAUAUGCAAGGCUGGAUUCCCAAAAAGCAUGGAGGACCAGUUCGUCAAGCCCGCGCUCGAGAUGCCCGUCAUGAGUGUCCGGCGCGAGGAGACCAGCAUCAGCAUUGUAUCCACGACGACGACUUCCGCUGCAGACGAACAAGACACAAUUGCGCCCAUCGUUGUAGCAGAAGCAGCGGAAUCGCAAUCCUCGACCACCACCACAACAACAACAACAACAACAACCCCCACAGCAACACCAUCCUCAGACUCGCAAACCACGGCCCUCACAACUCCCGAAGACGAUCCCCCGCCCCUAACCACACCCCCCUCCAUCCCUCCCCUCCUCCGCCUCCGCACAGCAAUCACUUACCUCCUAAACGCCUACAUCCCCCUUACCCUCCACACCCCCCUCCUCGCCCUGCUCUCCUCUUCCCCCAACCUCCCCUCCUUCACCCCCCUAGACACACACCUCGCGACCCUCUCCAAACUCAAAGCCCAAGCCGCCGCCCUGCGCAGCAUAAGCGACAACAUGAGCCGCAAGCGCGGGUAUGACGACGAUGACGAAGAAAAGAUGGCGGAGCGGGAAGAGAAGAAGCGCAAGAGGGAGGAGGAGGAGAGGAGGAGGAAGAGCGAGAGUCGAGGCGUCAGGCAGUUGAAGAAGGUGGAUACGAGCGGGAUGAAGAAGUUGAGUGCGUUUUUUACCAAGGUGCCGGCGAAGAAGUAGGAUGAGAGGGAGGAGGAGGAGUGUGCAGGAUCCUAAGGAUUGGUCAAUGGGUGCGGUUUUUGGAUAUCAUAGCAAGCGGUGAUGCAUUCGCAAGGGCUAUGGCGAUUGGAAUUAGAUGGUGGAGCUCGUAGCACUUUUACUUGGUACAUAUGGAAAUACAUGAUGAA